AUGGAGGAAGCAGAGAGAGGAUCCUUUGUGGUCAAUCUGGCAAAGGAUCUGGGACUAGCAGAGGGGGAGCUGGCUGCAAGGGGAACCAGGGUGGUUUCCGAUGAUAACAAACAAUACCUGCUCCUGGAUUCACAGACUGGGAAUUUGCUCACAAAUGAGAAACUGGACCGAGAGAAGCUGUGUGGCUCCACAGAGCCCUGUAUACUGUAUUUCCAAAUUUUAAUGGAUGAUCCCUUUCAGAUUUACCGGGCUGAGCUGAGAGUUAGGGAUAUAAAUGAUCAUUCACCAGUAUUUCAGGAGAAAGAAACAGUCUUAAAAAUAUCAGAAAAUACAGCUGAAGGGACAGCAUUUCGACUAGAAAGAGCACAGGAUCCAGAUGGAGGACUUAACACGCGCUCGGCCACCGCCACGCUGCACGUGCUCCUGGUGGACGGCUUCUCCCAGCCCUACCUGCCGCUCCCGGAGGCGGCCCCGGCCCAGGUCCAGGCCGACUCGCUCACCGUCUACCUGGUGGUGGCGUUGGCCUCGGUGUCGUCGCUCUUUCUGUUCUCGGUGCUCCUGUUCGUGGCGGUGCGGCUGUGCAGGAGGAGCAGGGCGGCCUCGGUGGGUCGCUGCUCGGUGUCGGAGGGUCCCUUUCCAGGGCAUCUGGUGGACGUGAGCGGCACCGGGACCCUGUCUCAGAGCUACCAGUACGAGGUGUGUCUGGCAGGAGGCUCUGGGACCACUGAGUUCAGGUUCCUAAAACCAGUUAUCCCUCAUAUGCAGGCAAAGGGUCGUGGGAAGAAUAGUGAAGAAAAUCCCACCUUUCGAAAUAGCUUUGAAUUUAAUUUUUAGUAAGAAUGCUAUUUACAUUUUCAUGUACUUUUUAAGUUUUA
Cebus imitator (Panamanian white-faced capuchin) is the source of this 875-nucleotide messenger RNA. RefSeq names its product protocadherin beta-10-like. The record is from RefSeq and is a predicted model, not a curated record. Bases 1 to 834 code for a protein of 277 amino acids. Gene Ontology annotation, molecular function: calcium ion binding. Lineage: Eukaryota; Metazoa; Chordata; Mammalia; Primates; Cebidae. The transcript has 3 exons. Gene Ontology annotation, cellular component: plasma membrane. Gene Ontology annotation, biological process: homophilic cell-cell adhesion.